Molecule: messenger RNA, 426 nt
Organism: Cinclus cinclus
Lineage: Eukaryota; Metazoa; Chordata; Aves; Passeriformes; Cinclidae
Product: vesicle-associated membrane protein 2-like
Exons: 4
Coding region: 1-426 (141 amino acids)
Biological process (GO): SNARE complex assembly; vesicle fusion; vesicle-mediated transport
Cellular component (GO): plasma membrane; SNARE complex
Molecular function (GO): SNAP receptor activity; syntaxin-1 binding
Source: RefSeq, a predicted model, not a curated record
AUGGAAAAGUUCUCUGAAGAAGAAGGUGCUUUGAAACGUCAGAAGUUCUUUGAAGAGAUGGGUACUUUUUUACCAGUUCCAGAAAAGGAGUCUGUUCCAACUUCUGCCCAGGGUCCCAGUGGUGCUGCAGGGGCUGCAGGGCCCCCUCCUGCCACCAAUGUGUCCAGCAACAAGAGGCUGCAGCAGACACAAGCCCAGGUGGACGAGGUGGUGGACAUCAUGAGAAUGAAUGUGGACAAGGUGCUGGAGAGGGACCAGAAGCUGUCAGAGCUGGACAACCGGGCAGAUGCCUUGCAAGCAGGUGCCUCACAGUUUGAGACCAGUGCAGCCAAACUGAAGAGGAAAUACUGGUGGAAAAACUGCAAGAUGAUGAUCAUCCUUGGUGUAGUAUGCGCAGUCAUUCUCAUUAUAAUUAUAAGUGAGUAA